AUGGUAAAUGCUCCAUUAAGAUCAAUUAUUGAAACUCCAUUAACUUAUUCACUUAUAAAUGGGAUUUUUCAACAGCAAAAUAAUGAUGGAUCUUUCUCACCAACAGCUCAAUUAGGAGAAUUAUUUAAUGUUAAUUUUGAACAAAUAAAACAUGAUUUAAAGUCAAAAGGUUUAGACUCAACAAUUUCAGAUGAAAUUUGUCGACUUAUAUCAACGGCUUCUAUUCUUUUCUAUUUCUUAUAUCAUAGUCAAAAAACAGAUUUUCCUGUUGACCUUGAUGCUAUUCAACAAUUUGUAUCUAAAGCACGAUCAGAAUUAGACGACCUUUCGUCAAAAGAUGAUCCAAUCAUGCAAGCAUAUAUCGAUAAUGGUGAAUUAGCUGUCAAAUAUGUUAUUGAAACGCGUGAAAAAUAUGCGCAUAUUUGUAAACAAAUAAAUUUACGAGAAACAACUUGGGAAACUUAUAUUCAACAUUUAAUGGGUUUAGAUCAACCACAAUAA
Messenger RNA from Rotaria sp. Silwood2, 501 nucleotides. The record is from the annotation of a GenBank genome assembly. NCBI's taxonomy places the organism in Eukaryota, Metazoa, Rotifera, Eurotatoria, Philodinida, Philodinidae.